Aspergillus alliaceus is the source of this 1053-nucleotide messenger RNA. RefSeq names its product tyrosinase family protein. Gene Ontology annotation, molecular function: oxidoreductase activity. The transcript has 4 exons. NCBI's taxonomy places the organism in Eukaryota, Fungi, Ascomycota, Eurotiomycetes, Eurotiales, Aspergillaceae. Bases 1 to 1053 code for a protein of 350 amino acids. The record is from RefSeq and is a predicted model, not a curated record.
AUGAGACAUUUAUUACUUUUUAUCACAGUCAUUUACAGUAUUCCUUUAACUGCAGCGGCAUCAUGCACUGCAGAGAAAGCCUUCACAAGAAAAGAAUGGAGAGAGCUGGAAGAUACUGAGCGGAUAGAUUAUAUCAAUGCCAUAUGGUGUCUACGCCAUCUCCCUUCUACCCUGCCUAAUGAGGAGUUCCCUGGGGCCAGGGACCGAUGGGAUGAUUUUGUUGUGUCUCAUCUUAACUAUACAAACCAAAUCCAUUUCAAUGGCCUCCUCCUUCCGUGGCAUCGCCAUUUUCUCUUUCUCUGGGAAACUGCAUUACGCCAGGAAUGUGGAUACAAAGGCAGCGUACCAUAUUGGAACUGGGCGUUCGAUGCAGACAAUUUGUUUGCAAGUCCAGUUUUCGACGGUAGUCCUACUUCACUCUCUGGCAAUGGCGCGUACGAUCCGAACGAGCAACCCCCUUGCGGUCCCUCGGGCGUAUGUCUUCCUCGAGGGACCGGAGGGGGUUGUGUCCAGUCUGGACCGUUUAAAAACUUUCAGGUGCACCUAGGGCCGUUUAACGCCAGUCUUGCACAGUCAUACGCCCCAAUUCCUGCCAACGCUUUUGACUAUAAGCCGCGUUGCUUAACGCGAAGUUUCAAUCCAUACUUUAUAUCUAAUUACAAUAACCAGAGUACGAUUGACAAAAUGCUGGCAGCCCGGAAUAUGGUUGAAUUCCUCUCAGUCAUGUCGCCUAGUGAUCCUAAUAUAAUCGCGGCCCAUGGUGCAGGGCACCGUACUGUAGGAGGCGUAAUGAGUGAUCUAUUCGUCUCGCCGCAGGAUCCUUCGUUUAUGCUGCACCAUGCUAUGAUCGACAGACUAUGGGCUCAAUGGCAAGACCAGGAUCCUGUCAAUCGGCGAAACGCGUUGAAUGGUACCACCAUUAUCUUUGAUCCGCCAGACGCGCCUCUGGUAACGCUUGACACUCCUGUUGAGUUUGGGGAGUUAGCCCAUUCAAGAGAGGUCCAGAAAAUCAUGGAUCCAACGAAGCACGGUUAUUGCUAUGUAUAUACUUGA